AGCUCGUUUUCAGCCGUUGUUUUGCUAGUUCUCAAAAUAUAGUUGUGAUUAUGGCUUUCUUCGGACUCACAUAUAUGGGCUAUCAGAACCCUUUUGGGGACAGGAUGACCCAUAACAAACUAGAUCAACGAGACUCAUCAGACCUGCAUUUCGGCAUCCAGAGCAGAUAUCAGGACUUCAGCAGACGCCUUCAGAGGUCUCCCAAAGAACUGUAUCGUGUACCUGUGACGGACAACCAGCAGUAUGGCUGGUGGGUUUCCACUGGUGGCCUGAAGAACCAGGAGACUUGGACUCAAACCCGUCGCUUCCCACGCAAAAACAGCGAAAUGACAAAGUUUGUGAAUGAGAUGUCAAUGACCUGCCCAGACUUCAGCUUGUUUUGAUUCCUGGUCCAUGAAUCUGUACACGUUCACAUGGUGAUCACAAUCCCAUAAUAGCCUACUUCAACACUGCAGUGUGUCAGUUCGCUUUGCAGAACAGGAGGUGCAGAGAACACACAACUUUCAUUGAUUCAAGUGUAAAAUAUCCACUACACAUAUAUGACUGUGCCAUAUUGUUGAUGGAAUUUAGUGCAAUAAAUUUAGUCCCAUACUCUGUUCUAAAUGUUGUUCAUUGCGUAUGCAUGUCAUUAUGGUGGCCAGUAUUAAAAAAAAACAAUGAACUAUUUGUGACUAUUGACAAGUUGACAUUUUACCUGAAGCAGUUUCCAUUCUGAAACAUCUGCCUGAUUUUAAGUUUAUAGUAGAUCCCUUAAUGUUGUGACUCUUCUUUAGAAUCACAAACCUAUGGAAGCCUGUUUCUGCCAUGAAUAAUAUUUGA
Labeo rohita (rohu) is the source of this 819-nucleotide messenger RNA. RefSeq names its product testis-expressed protein 49. The coding region runs from base 51 to 383 and encodes 110 amino acids. The record is from RefSeq and is a predicted model, not a curated record. NCBI's taxonomy places the organism in Eukaryota, Metazoa, Chordata, Actinopteri, Cypriniformes, Cyprinidae. The transcript is spliced from 4 exons.